Molecule: messenger RNA, 861 nt
Organism: Ipomoea nil (Japanese morning glory)
Lineage: Eukaryota; Viridiplantae; Streptophyta; Magnoliopsida; Solanales; Convolvulaceae
Exons: 6
Coding region: 1-861 (286 amino acids)
Source: RefSeq, a predicted model, not a curated record
AUGUCUCAUGCUGCUCCUGCAGUUCUGACGACCCUGAAGGCAAAAGGUUCGAUUGAGCGCCACAAGGCUCGUUUAGUGGCGAAGGGGUUCAACAGGUCCUUGCUAGAUGUGCACAAUGCUUUUCUGAAUGGUAACUUGGCUGAGACUGUUUAUAUGCGUCAACCCCCAGGAUAUACUGAUGAACAGUCCCCUAAUCAUGUUUGCUUGCUAAAGAGUUCUCUGUAUGGUCUCAAACAAGCUCUUAGAGCUUGGUUUCAUCGCUUGCAUGCCUUUUUGUAUGAUCAGAAUCUAGUAAAUAUGUUACUAUCUAAAUUGCCUGCAACCUUUAAGAUUAGAGAUCUUGGUGAACCUGGUUUUUUCUUGGUAUUGGAACUGUUAACCAGGAUGGUGGUUUGUUGCUCUCUCAACAGAGAUUUUUAUGAUGAUCAUACUCAGUACAAGAGUUUAGCUAGGCCACUGCAGUACCUAACUAUCACACGUCCGGACCUGUCUUUUGAUGUAAAUCAGCUCUGCCAGCGUAUGCAUACACCCACGGUGUCACAUUGGGCUCAACUGAAACAUGUACUGAGGUAUGUCAAGGGUACUAUUACUUAUGGUCUAUGUAUACAUAAGUUUGUGACAAAUGAUCUUCAUGUUUUGUCUAAUUCUGAUUGGGUUGGUUGUCCUGAAGAUCGCAAGUCAACUAGUGGUUAUAUUGUUUUUCUUGGUUCCAAUCUGGUUUCUUGGGUUUGUAAGAAACAAAGGACUAUGACUAGGUCUUCUACAGAGGCUGAAUAUAAAGCUCUAGUAGAUGUAUGUGCUGAGGCUUACAACCAGUUGGAGCUACAUUUUCUUGAAUCAAUCUUGAAGAUUGGGUCUUAA